Messenger RNA from Gavialis gangeticus (Gharial), 2936 nucleotides. RefSeq names its product 5-hydroxytryptamine receptor 2C (gene HTR2C). Lineage: Eukaryota; Metazoa; Chordata; Crocodylia; Gavialidae. The record is from RefSeq and is a predicted model, not a curated record. The transcript is spliced from 4 exons. The coding region runs from base 255 to 1754 and encodes 499 amino acids. Gene Ontology annotation, cellular component: plasma membrane; dendrite. Gene Ontology annotation, molecular function: G protein-coupled serotonin receptor activity; neurotransmitter receptor activity. Gene Ontology annotation, biological process: chemical synaptic transmission; G protein-coupled receptor signaling pathway, coupled to cyclic nucleotide second messenger.
CGAUGAACAGGAAAACGAGCUGGACGUCACCACGCCGCCACCUCCUCCGUGUUACGAGUCGGUGGCCGUCUGCCGUCAUCCCUGAGGAAACCCUGAAGAGCACCACGCUCGCUCCUGCCACUUUGACUCCACUAUGGAAGAUCAAACCGUUUUGUGGCUCUCGUGUUUUGAAGUUCGGCGCCUGCGUUGGACCUGCCAUUUGAAAAUGAAACUCGCUUCGAGGCACGAUUGAGGGAGCGGAAAACCAGUCCCGGAUGAUGAGCACUUUAAGUGGUGCUGGAAUAUUAGUCAGCUUAACAACAGUGUCUGUGACUCUGGAUUUCAGUCUGCACAGUGGUCUGAUGGCUUGGCCGUUAAGCAGCAAUUUGACUCUGAAUCAGAGUUUGCCCACGUUUGAUCCUUUCAAUACCUCGGAGAAGGAAGAAGUCUCUCGUAUGUCCAUAAGGGAGAAGAACUGGCCGGCCCUCCUGAUCUUGGUUAUCAUUGUGCUAACUAUCGGGGGGAACAUCCUGGUGAUCAUGGCCGUCUCCUUGGAGAAAAAGCUGCAGAACGCCACAAAUUACUUCCUGAUGUCCUUGGCGGUGGCGGACAUGCUGGUGGGGAUCCUAGUCAUGCCUGUGUCCCUCGUUACAGUUCUGUACGCGCGUCGAGCCAAAGCCCCAGGUGACGGCUUACCUUCCACGUGGGUGAAGAGAGGGACUAUGGAAAACAUCACUACCCAUUAUGCUUGGCCUUUGCCUAAACAGUUGUGCCCCAUAUGGAUUUCCCUAGAUGUCCUCUUUUCAACCGCAUCUAUCAUGCAUCUCUGUGCCAUCUCUCUCGAUCGGUAUGUAGCAAUACGCAAUCCCAUCGAGCACAGCCGCUUCAAUUCCCGCACCAAGGCUAUUAUGAAAAUUGCUGCAGUUUGGACCAUAUCCAUAGGGAUCUCCACGCCCAUUCCUGUCAUAGGUUUGCAGGACGACUCCCGGGUGUUCGUCAAUGGGAGCUGUGUCCUGAACGAAAGGAACUUUGUCCUCAUCGGGUCCUUCGUGGCGUUCUUCAUCCCGCUCGUCAUCAUGGUGAUCACGUACUGCCUGACGGUGCAGGUGCUGCAGAAGCAAGCCACCGUGUUCAUGUACGGGGAGAUGCCCAAGCAGAGACGGAGCAGCAUGAGCUGCCUCAAGAAGGAAAACAACACCGAGAACAUCUCCAUGCUCCAGAAUCAUGAGGGCACCUCUCACUUAAACUCCCCCGCGAACAAGGAGGCCGUGCUCUUUCGGAAGGGGACCAUGCAGUCCAUCAACAAUGAACGGAGGGCUUCCAAGGUCCUGGGCAUCGUCUUCUUUUUGUUCCUUAUCAUGUGGUGCCCGUUUUUCAUCACUAACGUCAUGUCUGUGCUUUGCACGGAAACCUGCAGCGAAAGCCUCCUGACCGAACUCCUGGACGUGUUUGUGUGGGUGGGUUAUGUCUGCUCCGGGGUCAAUCCCCUUGUGUACACACUCUUCAAUAAAACCUAUCGCAGGGCUUUCUCCAACUACAUCCGCUGCCAAUACAAGGCCAAUAAUAAAUCGACUCUGAGACAAAACCAAUGUCCAAACGUCCCCUCUACGGCUUUGUACGGGAAGGACCUUAAUUUAAACAGCUAUCGAAAUGGCAAUGAAUUCAACAGCAUGGAGCUGGAUGACAUUGAGGAGGGCUUAGAAAUGCAGCCAGGGACUUCAGAGUUGUCGAUAAAUAGCUGCAAUGUUGUAAGCGAAAGGGUGAGCUGCGUGUAGCAGAGACCCGCGGCUGCAGCCGUCUGCGGCGAUGCGUCUGCAGCCCAAACACGGUUGUGUAACAAUGUGUGUCUCCGUCGAAGAACAUUGUAAAUACUGCUUCCGAACAAAGCUUUUUUUUUUUAAACAUCCAUCUUUCCGGUCCAGUACUUUAAAUCAUAUAUACAUAUAUAUACACAGAUAUAUAUAUAUAUAUACACACACACACACCCCGCAGUGAAGUUUAAGGUUCUAUUUACUGUUGAUACUAGAUCAAAAACUAUUCGUUACUUUGCUUAUGUCACAGACAAAACGAUGACUUCCUCUUCCAGUGCAUGAACAAAAAUGCUGAAUAUUUAUCUCAGGUGGUGUUUGCUGGAGUCCAGAAUGACCUAUUAAUACUUAUAUAUUGAAUACAGGAAAAUGGUCUUGGUCAGUCUAACUUUUUUUUCAGGUUGACAGUAAAUAUGUACUUUAAUCCUCACCCAUGUCAGGGGCCAUGACGAGGCAGGGAGUGCAGGAAUUCAUCUUGCCACAACCCUGGAAGGAAAGCAGUGCCCCACCAAGCAGCAGCCGCGGCAGGCAGGGCACGGUAGGCGUGAUGUUGGGUCAGCUCUGACCACAGGUCCGUGGCAGCCGAGCUCGGUGGGCUCUGGGCACUAAAACAUAUUCAUUCAUGCCCGCAGUGAGGGGGGCCGUCCCAGUACUGCUGUGCAACCUCAGCAUGUUGGUGCGAGCUGGUCCUGGGAUCCCAGCAGUGCCGGAGGAUCAUCUGCCCUGCUCCGCCCCCUGUGAGCAUGCUACCAGGGGCAAGGCUGGGCCCACGUGGAAACAGGGCCUGCAGCUCUCCAGGCUGGGACACCCCAAAUUGGCUUUCUGUUCUCAGCCUGCUUGUGGGCAGCAGCAGGGAGCACCCGAGGGUGCCAGGGCUAGCACAUAGGGCGUGGGAGCAGGUGGGCAGGUCUACGCUUCUCACAGCAGCAGCUGGGGCAAGGGAGCGUGCAAGCCCCCCACCCCAUAAGCUUCUUGGCAUCCCUUCUCUCCAGAGCACCCUCGGUUCAUAGACGCCCUGCCCUUCCCCAGCUGCAGAGCCAGCAGUGGCCCAGACCUCACUCAUGCCAUGCAACAUCUUCCCUGCAAAGGACAAAUUGGGCCAGCGGUUGAGUCAAGAGGGACCUCAGACCUCUCCUGGCUUGCUGGUGC